GCCCCAAGCAAUAAGUGCGAGAAACCGAUAAUGGAGGGUGUGAAGCACUUUGUCUUAGUUCAUGGAGCCUCCCAUGGGGCUUGGUGCUGGUACAAGCUUGUCACCCUGCUCAAACAGGUUGGUCACCGUGUCACUGCUUUGGACCUUGGCGCUUCUGGGAUCAACCCCAAGCAGCUGACGGAGGUCAUUUCUAUUUGGGACUAUCUGCAGCCGUUGAUGGAGUUCAUGGCCUCUCUCCCUCAAGGAGAGACGGUGAUUUUGGUUGGUCACAGCUACGCCGGCCUCUGUAUAUCUCUGGCCAUGGAGAGCUUCCCUGAAAAAAUUUCAAUGGCAGUUUUUCUCACGGCCUAUAUGCCAAGCUUAGAGUCUCCACCAGGAACUCUCAUACAAGAAUUCUUCAAAAGGAACCCUGCAGAAUCCUUUUUGGAUUCCCAGUUUUCAUGGGAUUCAGUAACCCUUGGCUCGGAUUAUAUGACGACCAAGAUGUACUCCCACUGCCAAUCAGAGGACUUGGAACUGGCCAACAUGUUGGUAAGGCCAACUAAGAUGUUCUUGGGAGACUUUUCCAAGGAGUGUAUGCUGACAAAAGAGAAAUACGGGUCAAUCAAUCGGGUUUUUAUAGUUUGCGAAGAGGAUGAAGUGAUGCAGGAAGAUUUUCAGCGUUUGAUGAUUGAGAACUGCCCUCCUAAGGAAGUGAAUUUAAUUAGAGGAGCUGCCCAUAUGGUCAUGCUCUCAAAGCCCAAGGAACUCUGCCAAAUGUUACUUGAAGUUGCUGGGAGAUACCAGUAGACAAAUUUUAGUAUCUGUUAAAUAAAUAUAUGAAACUAUGUUAAAUAGCUUUGAUACCAUGUUAAAAUAAAUAUUUGAAAUAGAGAAAAUAUGUGAAAGAGAGAAAGAACGGAAGAGAGAACGGAAAUAUAUUAAGAACUACGUUGUAUUGAGUCUUA
This is a messenger RNA of Alnus glutinosa, 947 nucleotides long. Its product is annotated as methylesterase 10-like. Bases 31 to 789 code for a protein of 252 amino acids. The record is from RefSeq and is a predicted model, not a curated record. Gene Ontology annotation, biological process: jasmonic acid metabolic process; salicylic acid metabolic process. The transcript has 3 exons. NCBI's taxonomy places the organism in Eukaryota, Viridiplantae, Streptophyta, Magnoliopsida, Fagales, Betulaceae. Gene Ontology annotation, molecular function: methyl salicylate esterase activity; methyl jasmonate esterase activity; methyl indole-3-acetate esterase activity.